UUCUGGGAUCGAGCGAUCACUCCAAGUCAUGGUGAAUCAUCAUGGAAUGUCUUGACCUCUGACGCUCCAUCUGACUCAAGCUGACGGGAUAUCCUUAGCCGGCUCCACGGAUGUUGUUCAAAGUCAGCGUGCUAGGCGAUGGAGGCGUUGGAAAGACGGCAAUCACUGUUCAGUUCACCAUGUCUUCUUUCGUCGAGACAUAUGACCCUACUAUCGAGGAUUGUUAUCGAAAGCAAUGGGUGGUGGAUGAUCAACCGUGUCUACUGGAGGUUUUAGAUACAGCUGGGCAGGAGGAAUACACAGCGUUGCGUGAUCAGUGGAUACGGGAUGGCGAAGGCUUUCUCAUCGUCUACUCCAUUUGCUCUCGUCAGACCUUUGAUCGCAUCGACCGGAUCAUUGAACGAAUCCUCCGCGUCAAGGACGAAGCGGCCGCAUCUACCCCUACAUCCCCUCACAGUCCAUACCAUUCACAUCACCAUCCUUACGGCGCACAACCCAUGACACCCCGUCAUCGCGUUCCAAUGGUCAUUAUUGGGAACAAGAAAGAUCUGUAUCAAUCGAGAGAAGUCUCGACAGAGGAUGGAAAGGCAUUGGCGACACGAAUGGGAGCGGAUUUCUUUGAAACGUCUGCCAAGAGCAAUUCCAACGUUGAGCAGGCUUUCAAAAGUCUCGUGAGACAGAUCAAAAUCGCCAAGGGGGGCUAUGAUCGGAAUGGCGGUGGAGGUGGUGGGUCCGGCGGUGGACUAGGAUCAAGGCAGAAGAAGAAAAAGUGUAUCAUUUUGUGACCUAGAUGAGGAAAUCGGGAUUCGACCCAACUGGGCAGGACAAGAUGAAAGUAAGGAACGGCCAUUAGAAGCAAGGCCUGGGUUCACGCCGAGCUGGAUGUAGACGACCA
Molecule: messenger RNA, 895 nt
Organism: Kockovaella imperatae
Lineage: Eukaryota; Fungi; Basidiomycota; Tremellomycetes; Tremellales; Cuniculitremaceae
Product: P-loop containing nucleoside triphosphate hydrolase protein
Exons: 4
Coding region: 111-785 (224 amino acids)
Biological process (GO): signal transduction
Cellular component (GO): plasma membrane
Molecular function (GO): GTP binding; GDP binding; GTPase activity
Source: RefSeq, a predicted model, not a curated record